Molecule: messenger RNA, 4358 nt
Organism: Sorex araneus (European shrew)
Lineage: Eukaryota; Metazoa; Chordata; Mammalia; Eulipotyphla; Soricidae
Gene: HYOU1
Product: hypoxia up-regulated 1
Exons: 26
Coding region: 189-3185 (998 amino acids)
Biological process (GO): endoplasmic reticulum unfolded protein response; negative regulation of hypoxia-induced intrinsic apoptotic signaling pathway; cellular response to hypoxia
Cellular component (GO): endoplasmic reticulum chaperone complex
Molecular function (GO): ATP binding; ATP-dependent protein folding chaperone
Source: RefSeq, a predicted model, not a curated record
GCCGCGUCCGGGGCGGCCGGUGCGCGAGACGCCGCCGAGAGGCUGCUGGUGGCUCCCGUAACAGUUUGCAAAGCCCGGGGAGUUGUGAAGGGCGCGGGCCGGGGGGCGCGCUGCCGGCCUCGAGGGCUCGUCCGCCGCCGCGUCUGUCCCUGCUGUGAGGCCCCAGGAGCGGGGGCGAGAGGGCCACGAUGCCAGUUCCUGGCCGAAGACAGAGGCCCAGGAUGCUGCCGGUUUGGAGCUUGGUGGCGGUGCUUUUGGCCAACCUGCUGGCCCUGAGUGACACACUGGCAGUGAUGUCUGUGGACCUGGGCAGUGAGUCCAUGAAGGUAGCCAUCGUCAAACCCGGAGUGCCCAUGGAGAUCGUCCUGAACAAGGAAUCCCGACGGAAAACCCCAGUGACCGUGACUCUGAAAGACAAUGAAAGGCUCUUCGGAGACAGCGCGGCGAGCAUGGCCGUCAAGAACCCGAAGGCAACGCUUCGCUACUUCCAGCACCUGCUGGGGAAGCAGGAGAAGAACCCCCACGUGGCCCUUUACCGAGCUCGCUUCCCCGAGCACGAGCUGGGCUUGGACCCACAGCGGCAGACCGUACGCUUCAACAUCAGCCCGCAGCUGCAGUUCUCGCCCGAGGAAGUCCUGGGCAUGGUGCUCAAUUACUCGCGCUCCCUAGCUGAAGAUUUUGCAGAGCAGCCCAUCAAGGACGCUGUGAUCACCGUGCCAGCCUUCUUCAACCAGGCCGAGCGGCGGGCCGUGCUGCAGGCAGCCCGAAUGGCCGGCCUCAAAGUGCUGCAGCUCAUCAAUGACAACACAGCCACUGCCCUCAGCUACGGCGUCUUUCGCCGGAAGGACAUCAACUCCACGGCCCAGAACGUCAUGUUCUAUGACAUGGGCUCGGGCAGCACCGUGUGCACCAUCGUAACCUACCAGACGGUGAAGAUGAAGGAGGCUGGCAUGCAGCCGCAGCUGCAGAUCCGGGGAGUGGGCUUUGACCGCACUCUGGGGGGCCUGGAGAUGGAACUUCGGCUGCGUGAACACCUGGCUGAUCUUUUCAACGAGCAGCGUAAAGGCCAGAAGGCCAAGGACGUGCGGGAGAACCCCCGGGCCAUGGCCAAGCUGCUGCGUGAGGCCAAUCGUGUCAAGACUGUCCUGAGCGCCAAUGCGGACCAUAUGGCACAGAUCGAGGGCCUGAUGGAUGACGUGGACUUCAAGGCCAAGGUGACACGUGCAGAGUUGGAGGAGCUGUGCGCGGACCUGUUCGAGCGGGUGCCUGGGCCCGUCCAGCAGGCCCUGCAGAGUGCCGAGAUGAACCUGGAUGAGAUUGAGCAGGUGAUCCUGGUGGGCGGGGCCACUCGGGUUCCCAAAGUCCAGGAGGUGCUGCUGAAGGCAGUGGGCAAGGAGGAGCUCGGGAAGAACAUCAAUGCCGACGAGGCGGCCGCCAUGGGCGCCGUGUACCAGGCGGCCGCGCUCAGCAAGGCCUUCAAGGUGAAGCCCUUUGUGGUCCGAGACGCGGUCAUCUACCCCAUCCAGGUGGAGUUCACCAGGGAGGUGGAGGAGGAUUUGGGGGUGCGCAGCCUGAAGCACAAUAGGCGGGUUCUCUUCUCGCGCAUGGGGCCCUAUCCCCAGCGCAAGGUCAUCACCUUCAACCGCUACAGCCACGACUUCCAGUUCCACGUCAACUACGGCGACCUGGGCUUCCUGGGGCCUGAGGAGCUCCGGGUGUUUGGCUCCCAGAACCUGACCACUGUCAACCUGAAAGGAGUGGGGGAGAGCUUCAAGAAGCACCCCAACUAUGAGUCCAAGGGCAUCAAGGCGCACUUCAACCUGGAUGAGAGUGGCGUGCUCAGCCUUGACCGGGUGGAGUCUGUGUUCGAGACCCUGGUGGAGGACAGCCCGGAAGAGGAGUCGACUCUGACCAAACUCGGCAACACCAUCUCCAGUCUGUUUGGAGGGGGGACCGCAGCAGACGCCAAAGACAACGGCACUGACACUGUCCAGGAGGAAGAUGACAGUCCUGCCGAGGGCAGCAAGGACGAGCCCGGAGAGCAGGCGGAGGUCAGGGAGGAGGCCGAGGCCCCAGCAGGGGACCCGUCCCCACCCCCGACCCCUGAGCCCAAGGGGGAUGCUGCCCCCGAUGGGGAGGAGGCUGCGCCCAAAGAAAGCGGGGAGAAGCCAGAUGCCCAGAAGCCCAGUGAGAAGGGGGAGCCAGGGGCUGAGGCUGUUCCCCCGGCACCAGAGGAAAAGAAGCCGAAGCCCGCCCGGAAGCAGAAGAUGGUGGAGGAGAUCGGGGUGGAGCUGCUGGUUCUCGACCUGCCCGACCUCCCCGAGGACGCGCUGGCCCGCUCGUCGCAGCGACUUCAGGACUUGACGCUCCGAGACCUGGAGAAGCAGGAGCGGGAGAAGGCUGCCAACAGCCUGGAGGCUUUCAUCUUCGAGACGCAGGACAAGCUGUACCAGCCUGAGUACCAGGAAGUGUCCACUGAGCAGCAGCGCGAGGAGAUCUCGGGGAAGCUGAGCGCAGCGUCCACCUGGCUGGAGGAUGAAGGCUUCGAGGCCAGCACCACGAUGCUGAAGGAGAAGCUGGCCGAGCUGAGGAAGCUGUGUCAGGGCCUGUUCUUUCGGGUGGAGGAACGCAGGAAGUGGCCCGAGCGCCUCUCUGCCCUCGAUAAUCUCCUCAAUCAUUCCAGCAUGUUCCUCAAGGGCGCGCGGCUCAUCCCUGAGAUGGACCAGCUCUUCACAGAAGUGGAGAUGACGACGCUAGAGAAGGUCAUCAAUGAGACCUGGGCCUGGAAGAACACGACGGUGGCCGAGCAGGACAAGCUUCCCGCCACCGAGAAGCCUGUGCUGCUCUCCAAGGACAUCGAGGCCAAGAUGAUGGCCCUGGACCGGGAGGUGCAGUACCUGCUCAACAAAGCCAAGUUCAGCAAACCCCGGCCCCGGCCCAAGGACAAGAACGGCACCCGUGCUGAGGCUCCCCACAAUGCCAGCGAGCAGGCCGAGAAGGUCAUCCCCCCGGCAGGCCAGGAUGAGGACGUGAAGCCCGUUCCAGAACCCGAGAAGGAGGCUGCAGGAUCCAAAGCAGCAGAUGCAGAGCCCCUGGAAUUAGGGGGCCCAGGAACAUCAGCAGACUCUGAGAAGAAGGAGCAACCGGCAGGGCAGAAACAAACCUCGAAGAAUGAUGAACUAUAACGCCUGCCUCCCAUUGCCCCGUCACCCUGCCCCCUUCUACCACCUCUAUUUAUUAGCCCCGGAGGGUUUGGGGGUGCUGCCCUCCGAGGCUGACGUUCCUCUCCUUUCCCCUGUGAUCACAGGGGAGAGGAGAAAGAGAAGAGAGCUCAUCAUUCCUUCUGGAGCAUUCUGUGGUUCAAAAUGAAAUCGUUCUACUUUCUUCAACCCGCCCCGCUUCCCUCCCCACCCAUCCAGGCCUCACCUGGGAAAAUCACUAUUAUGUCUUAACUGCCUAUGGGAAGGGCUGGCCUCGGCUGGCAGUGGGAGGGAGACGCUGGGGUGUCCAUCUCCCAUCUUCUCUGGCUGUUGCUGCUUCUCUCCUGCUGCGUCCACCCCAAGGGGCCGGCAUCGUGAGGGCUGGGCGCCCAGCCUGGGGGCUCACUGCCUCCCUGUGCUCUCUUCCCACCACACCCCCACCCCACCUUCCUCUUGGAAGUCAGGCCCUUCUCUGCCUUUGCCCACAGCCCUUCUGUGUGGACCGUCCACAGGACAUGUGGCUUGGUUUCCACACCAUGUCCACUGGCCCAGUCCCCGUCAGGAUAGGAGACCCUGGAACCCUGGCCACCUGCCGCUGUCCCCAUGUGCUGGGGAAAGGUCUGGGAGGGGCGGGCACAGAAGCCAGCUUCCUGCCCUUCCCAGGAGCAGGGCACCCCAACUUGGCAAGCUGUCCCCUUCUCUCUUCUGGCGCUCACCGACAACCCUCCCCCGCCCGGGCCCUCUAGGCCAAACAAAAUGUGCUUUCUACUGUGAGCCCCAACCCAGCGCCCUGGGGUGAAGGUGAAGGCCGGGAGAAGGAGAGGGGGAUGUGGGUACCCCAACUUUUUAGACAUUGCUGUUAGUGGGGGCUUUCCCCUAGUGCUACCCUUGGGAACCUGCCCAACGGUAUUCCACCCAGACCAGAGCCAGGCCUACCCCCUCUGGUGCCCUGGGCAGGGGGGAGCCCACUGACGUCUGUCCUUUGUCCUUUGCCCUUUUUUUUUCUUUUGCCACAUUGGCAGAAAUGAGACCUAAGGUCCCCCACCUGUGUUUGGUUCUUUCACUGGCAGUUGAGGCUGGUUGGACAGGUUGGAGUCAGAUUGUACUUUGCUCCAUUGUUAAUUGAGAAACUUUCAAUAAAAAAUAUUCUUUUCUACA